Molecule: messenger RNA, 939 nt
Organism: Phacochoerus africanus (Common warthog)
Lineage: Eukaryota; Metazoa; Chordata; Mammalia; Artiodactyla; Suidae
Gene: LSM12
Product: LSM12 homolog
Exons: 5
Coding region: 141-728 (195 amino acids)
Molecular function (GO): RNA binding
Source: RefSeq, a predicted model, not a curated record
GAUCCCGCCCCACCCAACCCAGGCCACGCCCUGGCGUGUGACGUCAGCACGCCUCGUGCGUCGCGGCGCGGCGCUCACUGGGGGCCCGGCUUUCGCCCGCUGCUGCCGCCGCUGCCGCCGGCCGCGGCUGCUCUCCCAAGAUGGCGGCUCCUCCGGGCGAGUACUUCAGCGUUGGGAGCCAGGUGUCGUGCCGGACGUGCCAGGAGCAGCGGCUGCAGGGCGAGGUGGUAGCCUUCGACUACCAGUCCAAAAUGCUGGCUUUAAAAUGUCCCUCUUCCAGUGGAAAGCCCAACCACGCAGACAUCUUGCUCAUAAACUUACAGUAUGUUUCAGAAGUGGAAAUAAUUAAUGACCGAACAGAAACCCCUCCUCCCCUAGCUUCACUCAAUGUUAGUAAGCUUGCCAGCAAAGCACGGACAGAGAAGGAGGAGAAGCUGAGCCAGGCCUAUGCAAUCAGCGCUGGUGUCUCCCUAGAGGGCCAGCAGCUCUUCCAGACCAUACACAAGACCAUUAAAGACUGUAAAUGGCAAGAAAAAAACAUCGUAGUCAUGGAAGAAGUUGUUAUUACACCCCCAUAUCAAGUGGAAAACUGUAAAGGCAAAGAGGGGAGUGCACUGAGCCAUGUACGCAAAAUAGUUGAAAAACAUUUUAGAGACGUGGAAAGCCAAAAGAUACUGCAGCGUUCACAAGCCCAGCAACCACAGAAGGAGGCUGCCCUGUCAUCCUGAGUCCACACAUACGGAGGACUCUUCCAGCAUCCAGCCAAGGAGGCGAUGGUGGUGGCUUCAGCGGAGGCAGGCCGGGGGAGGGAAGGGAUUCUAUAUUUCCUGUUGGCUCUUGUUAACAAAGGGUCGGCAUUUCCAAACCUUAGACUUGAACAAAGAAAACACCCAACAAAAAAGAACAAGAGAAUAAUUUAAAAGUUGAAUCAUUACUUGA